AUGUCCAACCCCCUAGACACCGAUGCUGGCUCUGAGCUCUUCAGCAGCUAUGAGGCCGAGUUCAAGCUCGUCCAGGCAGAUCUGACCCAGAAGCUGGACCAGAUCCCCGAGCUUGCAGGCGAGCCGCGCAAGGCCGCCAUCAGCCAAGCCGAGAGAGCCCUCGAGGAGGCCGACGAGCUGCUGGGACAGAUGCGCCUCGAGAAGCAGAACAUUCCCUCCGCCACACGCACCCGGGUCAACCAGCGAUUCCGCAACUACGAGACCGAUGUCGAUGGAUACAAGCGAAAACUCAGAGGCCUCGCCGAUGACCGCUCGGCCCUCUUCGGCAGCCGCUACUCGGAUAACCCGAGCGAUGUGCAGCUCGAGCAACGGCAGCAGCUGCUGCGAGGCUCAGACCGCCUGGAUCGGAGCACCCAGCGUCUGAAGAACAGUCAGGCCCUUGCGAACGAGACCGAGGCCAUCGGUGCCAGCACCCUCGCGGACCUCCAUCGGCAGAGGGAGACCAUCCAGCACACGUCAGACAUCCUGCUCGAAAGCGAAGGCUAUGUUGAUCGGAGUGUCAAGACUCUGAGGGGCAUGGCACGUAGGUAA
Molecule: messenger RNA, 591 nt
Organism: Phaeoacremonium minimum UCRPA7
Lineage: Eukaryota; Fungi; Ascomycota; Sordariomycetes; Togniniales; Togniniaceae
Product: putative vesicle transport v-snare protein
Exons: 1
Coding region: 1-591 (196 amino acids)
Biological process (GO): vesicle fusion with Golgi apparatus; Golgi to vacuole transport; intracellular protein transport
Cellular component (GO): ER to Golgi transport vesicle membrane; SNARE complex; late endosome membrane
Molecular function (GO): SNARE binding; SNAP receptor activity
Source: RefSeq, a predicted model, not a curated record